UCAUUCUCGUCACCAUUGGGCAUUGAGCGUUCCUAUCAACAACCCACUUCUCAUGUCUCUGCAGUAUUGGCAUCUCGAAGACACCAAUGAUGAUGGCGCCAGUUUACGCCAGCUCGAGCGGUGCUUUCGAUCGUCAACCGCGUUCGAACAACCAGGCAAGCCAGCAUUUCGACUACCGUGACCGAUACACUCCAUAUGGUGCUCAUCUCGAUCGUCAUGCGCGUCAGGAUACCCAGGUGGACGAUCACGAGCUUCCAUCGACGCGUGUAACAACCCACGAGCUGGGAGACUCACCCGCAAGCGAGCAGAGAUGCCGCAAACGGAUUUCGAUGGCUUGUCGUCGAUGCCGCAAGCGUAAGAUCAAGUGCAGCGGUGAUCUUGGCGAAGGUUCGGGCUGCGGAGCGUGUCGACAAGCUGGAGCAGACAGCACACAGUGCACGUUCAUCAGGGUCGGAGCCGUGGAGAAAUCGGAAUUGCCCACCCAACUCCGCCGUUCCAACAUCCAUUCUUCGAUCGAAGUCACGCCCACGAAUGGCAGCGGCCACUCACCGCCAUCGAUGAGACCCUACACCAACAGCAUGCAUCAGAACACGACAUACGCAGUCACUGCCGGCAUGAGUGGGAGUGGCAGCUAUGCCCCGCAUCGUCCAUCGCUCCCAACUCUCCACCUGCGGUCCAGCUUUCCCAACGAGCAAGACGCGAUGUACGACACUUCGACGAUGGACAACUAUUCCUAUGCCACGUCCAUGGCACCACGACACGAUUCGCUCGCCAGCGUGCAUCAAAUGGCCAACUACCGCGACUGGAGCACCACGGGCCCGCUUUACGCGCCCAUCUCCGCCCCCUACCACGACUGCGGCCCAACAUACAGCUUCGGCUCGUUGCAGACUCCAAUGUAUCCGCAUUUCCAGCAGCAUCAUCAACGACUGCCCAGCGUGUCGGGCGAGAACCUCUCGCCUCUGAACAUGUCGCAGCUGAACUCUUCGCUGCCAGCACAGACUGUGCACGACAGACGCUUGCCACCCGUGCCCUCCGGCCCGCCCGGUCCCCCAAUGGCGUUCAUGGCACAGCCUUCCCCGAUGCCCGUUCCUCAGCUUCGCCCAAUGUACGAUCCCCUCCGAAUGCCAAUGAAUGGAGGCUUCUACAGCCGCCACAACUCCUAUCCGUGGUCAUCGGAGUCUGGACAAUGGAUCAGCAGGCCUGGUUCGAUCUCCAACUACAUGGCGCCCAACGGGCUCUCCUACUCAUCGGCACAGAAUAACGGCUUGGCCUCGGAGUCCAAUCUGAUGGGUUUCCACUAUCAACUUAACCGGCAGGACGCAAGCAUCAGCUCCACGUCGACUGACACCGACGUCUCCGGCCCAACGGUCACAGACGAUGUCUCCCGCCACUCUGACGAAGACAUGUCCAUGCCGCCACCGUCUUUCAGCAGCAGCGAGCACGGCAGCAGCGGCAACAGCAACAGCACCAGCGCCAACACAAGCUUCUACUCUACCUGCUCCACCGCGCCGUCGAACUACAAUGGACCACCUCCAAUCGCAGACACCGCGCACGAAGCAGACUCGCACUACCACUACUCCCCCGAAACCCGCCAAACCCCCACUUCCGCCUCUGACAAAAGCAACAACGACCGACCGCCGGGUCGCAACAAGAGGAGCAAAAACGGCAGCAGCAGCAGCAGCAACAGCAACUCUCGCAACGAGUACGACCCCCCUCCCCUCCACCAGCCGCGGCCUCGCCAUCAUUCCUCCACAAGCAACAUCGAGGCUCUGCAGCAGCAGGCUUCCUACGAGGAUCAGCGGGCGUCGACUGUGCAUCGGAUGUCGUUGUCGAAUCUCAAUGCAGAGCAUUAGAGGCCGUGGAGAGAGGCAGGCAAGCAAGCGUGGUGGUGACGAUUUUCGGUUUUCUUCCUUGCGGGUUGGGAGGCGUGUACGUUAGCGAGCGAGUCAACGACACUUUCGGCUUUGUUAGGCGUCUGGGCGACUUUUUGGGGUGGCAUGGGGUGUAUGAUGUCGUGGCAGGCACAUGUUGGGGGGAAGC
Messenger RNA from Neohortaea acidophila, 2040 nucleotides. RefSeq lists its product as uncharacterized. NCBI's taxonomy places the organism in Eukaryota, Fungi, Ascomycota, Dothideomycetes, Mycosphaerellales, Teratosphaeriaceae. The transcript is spliced from 3 exons. Bases 87 to 1853 code for a protein of 588 amino acids. The record is from RefSeq and is a predicted model, not a curated record. Gene Ontology annotation, molecular function: zinc ion binding; DNA-binding transcription factor activity, RNA polymerase II-specific. Gene Ontology annotation, biological process: regulation of DNA-templated transcription.